Molecule: messenger RNA, 327 nt
Organism: Diospyros lotus (date-plum)
Lineage: Eukaryota; Viridiplantae; Streptophyta; Magnoliopsida; Ericales; Ebenaceae
Exons: 1
Coding region: 1-327 (108 amino acids)
Source: RefSeq, a predicted model, not a curated record
AUGGCUGCAGCAAAUGCCAGAUUCAAUCCAGUCGAAGAUCCUUCAUCACUUUACGAUCUUCAUCAUUCUGAAAAUUACAGUUCUGUGAUUGUUACUCCAGAAUUAACUUCUAAUUUCACAUCUUGGAAGAGGUCUUUCUUGCUUGCUGUUUCUAUUAGGAACAAGCAAGGGUUUCUUGAUGGCACCAUUAUCAAGCCAGAUCCUCAAGGUCCUUUGUAUCUGCCAUGGAUUAGAUGCAAUAAUCAUUUGGUUGCAUGGCUCCUUCGAUCUAUAUCAGCACCAAUUGCAUCUACUGUAUUCUACAUGGAAGAUGCUACUCAAAUCUAG